CUGAUGGCCAACGGAGCUCGAAAGCAACUUCGCACUCAGUGAGCACGGAUCGGCCGCAGCCAUCAACGUCCUCAUCCAGUCCUAACAUAACACGACCCUCCGACCCUAGGAUUCAGAAUGCGACAAAAGCACCGAUGCCACAAUGGCAUGGGCCUGCAGUGCGCCCGGAAUUUCCGCCCCAAGGCUCCUAUGUCGGCAUUCCGAUGACUCUAAUCAUGACUCUCGUCGACGUCUAUUACGCCAGCGUGUAUAACGCCUCUCUUUUACUGCACAAGAGACUGUUCAUUGAAGCAAUAGCAUCGGGUACAGCUCGUCCUCAUGUCGUCCUUAGCGUAUGUGCCUGGGCUUUGAAUUUUUAUCGAGGCCCUGACGGUCGAUCAGCUCUUUGCAACCACGAUUUCAGUACGGAGUGGGCAGACCAAGCAGGCAAGCUUGCCUUUCAAGAAGUGGAGAACCCAACCGACGAGCACAUCGUGACGUUCAUGAACCUUGCACUUUUCUGGUACAGUCAGGGCUCAUGGCGUAGAUCUGUCAUUCACAAAGGCACUGCAGCACAAAUUGCGCACCUCCUCGGGCUCGGAACGGACCGACCAGGUAAAGAAGACAUGUGGCAGUCAGAAAUACGUCGCCGUCGGUUUUGGGCUUGUUAUCUCAUGCAUUGCCAUGCCAUCGAAACGUGUGCUGUGGGAGCGUCUGCCGAAAACACUCUGAACCUCACGUUGCCGUGGACCGAGGAGGAUUUCGAUGCUGGCGUUGCGACCAAUGCCAGAGUCUGUUUGAAGUCCGGAGACAGCAAUGGUGGCAUAUUCGCCGAACUAAUCAAAGCCUUGACAUUUUGGUGCGAGGUCAAUGCUCUGGUGAAAUCUCCGGAGUCCAGCACUAGCGAGAGGCUUCAGGCGAUCUACGCCCUCGAUGAUCGGAUAUCGAAAUGGCGGACCGAACUUCCAGACUCGCUUCAGUUGACGGUUGACUUGGUCACAGAGAUACCCGACGAGGCUCUUCCGAACCUGCUACUCCUUCACAUUGUGCAUCAUCAGUGUCUUUGCGCUCUCCACGCCUCAGUAGUGCCUCUCUUUUGCUGGAGUGCAGCUGACGCGACGUGGUCUGCGGCAAGACAGAUGUCUGCCCAGGUGGCCUACGACAACGCCUGCGCCGCUUCAGUGCUGAUCGACGCAGUCCUCUCAUCUUUUCGUCGACUUAGCGCAAUACCAAGUUUCGUAGCCUAUGCUGCAUAUUGUGGCGCUGCCAUACAGAUCCCUUUCAUGUGGUCUACCGAGCCGACGGUGAAGCAAAGGGCGUACGAACACGUCAGGGCCAAUACCAAGAUGAUACGUACCCUAGCAAAAUAUUGGAAGUUUGCAGCCUUGUUGGAAAGCCAUGUGCGGUACAUCUACCAGAUUCAUGCUAACCACCCUACAAUACUCGAAAACGAGCCGAAGUAUAUUGACCCAAAGAAGCUCACAAGCUUCAGGACCAACGCGGUCCACGCUAGAGAGUCCAUCCUGGGGCACAACCGUAUACUGUGGAGAAAUGGCAAUGCCUUGCCCAGUCAGGGCGAAGAGGUCGCGGAUCUUGGGCCCGAAGAUGAGAGUGAUGGUGAGUUCGUCACAGGUCGUGCGGCACUUGAUAUGCGCGGGAGAGAACUCGUGGUGGACGCCGCCAUCCAGCCCAAGCCGCUACAAACGUCUCGUUCCCGUUCCCUUACACAAGCAGUCGCACCGCCCAGUCGGCGAGAUUGUGACCGAGCGCGACAACAAAUUUCUGGAGAGUUAUUGUCGAUGCCGUUACCGCCGCCCUUCCCGUACGCACCGCCACCGCCACCGCCCAUCGAAGUAAGCCCCCCCGGUAUGCCAUCGCUGGACUUUUUUCGCCCUUUCCACGACCCCGAGAUGCUCGAUUCCUUCCCCAAUGGCCAGGCGAUGGACUUUUCACUCUUCGAGGCCAGUCCCUCAAGUCUCGACUUUUUGGAGCUGUGGCCUUCCGGCCCUGCUUAGUGAAUUCGCGUCCUGCGCCCUCGAUGGGGGGUAAUUGCUGGCGAAGCCUAGCUAUCGUGAUACCUUGGAUUGGACUGGGUUGGACAAGAUAGGCGGCGACGAGUGCCCGUCCUCCCACGAUAGGGAUUGACACAUGUCGGUGCGAACCACAAAGGGAGGCGAAGCAAAAAAGAACAAAGAUGUCGGGUCUACCGACGUUCAUAGUAUGACUGAUGGGGAAAAGGGGGAAAACUAUGUCGAGACAUGUAUCCAUGUACUCCGUAGUCCUCAGUCAAUGUGGACCGGACAUUGCAGGGUGUUACAUUGAACGGGUUUCAAGUGAAUCACAUUAUUUUCAGACAGCGAG
Molecule: messenger RNA, 2340 nt
Organism: Cladophialophora immunda
Lineage: Eukaryota; Fungi; Ascomycota; Eurotiomycetes; Chaetothyriales; Herpotrichiellaceae
Exons: 5
Coding region: 135-1994 (619 amino acids)
Biological process (GO): DNA-templated transcription
Cellular component (GO): nucleus
Molecular function (GO): DNA binding; zinc ion binding
Source: RefSeq, a predicted model, not a curated record